Molecule: messenger RNA, 631 nt
Organism: Ceraceosorus bombacis
Lineage: Eukaryota; Fungi; Basidiomycota; Exobasidiomycetes; Ceraceosorales; Ceraceosoraceae
Source: the annotation of a GenBank genome assembly
AUGCUUUUACCGCUCGUAAAGCCAGGAUUGCUGUUUCCCGGCGCGACCGUGGAGAAUGAGACGCGCUGCAUUCGUAGUCGUCUAGAAGCACUCCACAAGCAAGGUUUCCGGCGCAUCGUGCUGGUAUCCAACACUCCGGUGCAAUAUGCGCCCGAAGUGGUAGCCUACGGUCCCAAUGCCACGGCCGAAGCUCAAGAAUACUCUGAAAAGAACAAUGAGCAACAAGCUGUGGUCGUGCAGGGAUUGCUAGAAAAGUUCAACUCCAAAUUGCGCAGAGGAGAAGUGAGGAUCACCAUUGAUGUUUUCCCUGCUUACGAGCUAUUUGAUAGAGUGCACAAGUCGGGUGUAGAGUAUGGCUUCAAGGACACUACGACGCCUUGCAGCGCCUUGCCCAGCUGUGACGGCUACUUUUGGUACGACGGUGAGUUGAGAGCGUGAUUUAACGCAAUCAUACAGAGAGGCAGCGCUGAAAUUUUGGCCUCACUUUUCUCCUCCUUCUGGACGUUGUUCAGGUCUACAUCCGUACACUAGAUUCUGGCACAUCUUUGCCAGAAAAAUGACUCGCUUUGUAGUAGACGGCGCUCGUGGCCUGGAUCUGAUUCAGGGCGAUGAAGGCGUUGCUGCACCUUGA